Molecule: messenger RNA, 1860 nt
Organism: Tachysurus fulvidraco (yellow catfish)
Lineage: Eukaryota; Metazoa; Chordata; Actinopteri; Siluriformes; Bagridae
Product: fibroblast growth factor receptor homolog 1
Exons: 12
Coding region: 419-1642 (407 amino acids)
Biological process (GO): positive regulation of kinase activity; multicellular organism development; protein phosphorylation
Cellular component (GO): signaling receptor complex
Molecular function (GO): transmembrane receptor protein tyrosine kinase activity; ATP binding
Source: RefSeq, a predicted model, not a curated record
ACACUGGUCAUGCUCUGAAUGCUGCACAUCUUCCCCGAAAUCAAGCCAUGUAACCACAGUAUGCUGUGUAUUUUAUUAAUCUUGAUCGUGUAAAAUUUAACACCUAUAAUAAAAUGGCCCUGGUCGCGAUCUGUGUGAGGCAGAAAGAGAGAAGGAAGUGAAUGUAACAAAGUGCACCAGACCGCAUUCUUCUCUAGUGCUACUUCUCACUCAUAUCGGUGGCUCUACAUCGUAAGACACCUGGCUGAAGGCGGUUUCUGAGCGCUCUCAUUGUAGCAGCACACCACAAGGUCGUGUGGACUCCAUGACACUCAGGAUGGUGACAUUUAAGGACUGAAAUUAUAUGAUGCUGAGCUCUUAUUCAGACCUCCACAAGGAAUGCAUGGAUCUGCCAGAACUGUCCACUUAGGAAAACAAUAUGUCCUCUUCUAACUGUACAGAAAACUCGAAAAGUGCUGCUCUGGACAGUAACCACUACAUUCUCAUUGGCAUCUCUGUCCUCACCGUUUUAAUCACACUUUUGUUUGGCAUUGUGUGCUUCAAAAAAUACCGAGCUCUGAAUAAGACUAUACAUCAGCUUGAACGGGUACAAUCCAUGGCUGUUCCUGCUCAAGACUCCUCUCCUCUUUCUCCCACAUCUCCUCAAUCUGUGUUUGUCAUGCCAUCGUUAGACACUUCGGCUGAAACACGGCAACAUAGACAGAAAAGCAAUGCUCGAUUAAUGUGGAGACCUUCGCAACAGAACUCACAGAUUGCAAGGACGGACCUGAACCUGAUGCAGCUGAUCAAAGCUGGGAGGGAAGGUGCUUUCUACAAAGCGAGGAUGUUGCGGGGAACCUGCAAAGGUCACUCAUUUGUUACCUGCAAGAUUGCAAAAGAAGGAGUCACUUCAAAGCAAAUGGAGACUGAAGUGUCUAUUAUGAGGAAGCUGGUGUAUCAUAAAAAUGUACUUCAGCUGCUGGACUGGAACAUGACUGAGGAGCCCUUUAUGUUGAUCAUGGAGUUUGUGAGCUAUGGGACUCUGCGCAGCUUUGUGCAGACACAUCAUGACAAGCUGAGUGCUGAUGCUGAGAUCCAGAACCUUUUUGCUAUCGCCUCCUAUCACAUCGCUCUGGCCAUGGAACACUUGCGCUCCAAAAUGGUUGUACACUGUGACCUUGCUUUGAGGAAUAUUCUGGUGAGCCGGUUCCCCUGGGAAAUCAAAGUGGCAGAGUUUGGUCUGGCCAAAGACUUGACUCGUAUGAGAAGUAGAAGAAGCACCACGAAAAAACACCAGAGGGAACGAGUGCCCUUGCGCUGGUAUCCUCCUGAAUAUUUCCGGAACAGCUACUACAGCUUCAAGGGGGACGUUUGGGCUUUUGGUAUUGUGUUAUGGGAAAUGCAGACAUUUGGCAGUCUGCCCUAUCCCAAUUUGGAGACUUCGGAUCAAGUGGUGUAUCACAUUUGUGCUGGAACCAGAAAUGUAGGACCUGAGAGCUGCAGACCAGAAAUACUGCAGAUAAUGAAAGACUGCUGGGUGGAGCCUUAUACAGCCAGACCAUCCUUUUCUGAGCUUGUCAGAACCUUGGAGAGCAUCAUUGAGGAUGAUGCGGAUUACGUGGAUGUUGUAGACCAAAGACCUACGAGUAUAGCAGAAGUCUGAAUUUCAAACAUUAUAAUCAAGUUGGAGUCUAAAAGCAUAUUAAGUCUUUAUCAGAGUCUUUUCCUGCUGUCAGGAAUCACCUAUUUGCACUAUCAUCCACUUCAUACCGGAAAACCAUGCAAUUUGAAGCUUUACCGUGCAUUUUAACAGACUGUAGACUCUUUGUGGUUCAUUUUAGCACUCCAUGUACAAAAUAAAAGUCUCCAUCAGUGACCUUA